Molecule: messenger RNA, 2000 nt
Organism: Enhydra lutris kenyoni (northern sea otter)
Lineage: Eukaryota; Metazoa; Chordata; Mammalia; Carnivora; Mustelidae
Gene: TRAPPC5
Product: trafficking protein particle complex 5
Exons: 2
Coding region: 1399-1965 (188 amino acids)
Biological process (GO): endoplasmic reticulum to Golgi vesicle-mediated transport
Cellular component (GO): TRAPPI protein complex; TRAPPII protein complex; TRAPPIII protein complex
Source: RefSeq, a predicted model, not a curated record
CUGCCUGACCUUGGGUCUCCAUCCCACACAGAGACCUCAACAGAUGGGGAGACCUCGAAGACCUGGCUGCACCUCCCAGUGAAGCCGGCCACGUGUGUGUAUCAUGGUGUGUUGUGAGCAUAAUGCAUGACACAGUGGGUGGCUGUGUCAGCAAGGACCCCCAAAAGUGUGUCACUGUGAAUGCGGGUGUUGGCAACAUGGGGAGCACGGUGACCACGUGUGAGUGUCCUGUGGUAUGUUGCAUAAAUGUGUCCUGGUGGAGCUGUGUGGGGGGCACCCUUUGUACCACUAUAAUUGUGGUGUCACUGCGUGUGCCGUCAUUGCUUGUGUUGGUGUGAAUAGGCGUGUGCCAAUAUGUGUGACUGAUCAUGUCAUCGAGGGUGUUCAGAGCCUGUACACAUGUAUGCCCCUUUGUUUCUGCGCUCACGGUUUGUGAUUUGUGAGGAUAAAGGCCGAUGCAAAAGAAUGUGGCUUUCGGAUCUCAUAUUCCGAGCAUCUGGGGCUUUGGGGGCCUGGUGGGGGAGGGUCUGGCAAAUGUUGGGGGGUGGUGAAAGGCACACAGUGAGCAUGCGGACGUGAUCCCAGGAGCCCUGGGGCACGAGAUUGUGCGGCAAUGAAUGCCCUGAGUGCAUCUGUCUGUGUCCAUGAACAUGUACCCAGGGGGUAACCUAGUCUCCCUCCGGGAGGCUGUGUGUCUGAGAUAGACAGUGUCUCCCUAAGUGUAGGUGGGCCCACAGGUAUAUCCGAGCCCUUAAGCAGGUAUCCUCGGGUGGAACUACGUUUCCACCGAGCGUGCAGCCCUGAGUGCAGACGUCCCUAAGUGCACAAUGCCCCCGGCUCCUGGAUGUAUGUCCCUUAAGAGAACAUGUACCCGAGUAAAUGCACGGAUUGCGUGUCCAAGGCGUAGUGGAGCCUCUAGGACAAAUAGACAUAUGUGCCCUGAGACAGACAUAUGUGCCCUGAGACAGACAUCCCCGCUCCUGUUUGUCUAAGAGUUGGCCAACCCAAGCCAGCCCCGCCCCUGACCUCCGGGCCAACACCUCUCGGCGGACGCCCAGGAGUCCCAGGCGGACGCCCCGGACACGCGCGCCCCCUGGCGGCCGCUCUCUGGAAUCUCCGCCAGCGCGCGCGCCCCGCCCACGAGCCCGUCCCGGUCGCAGCGCCUGCGCACUCAAGGCCUUUUACGGCGCCGUAAAGCAACUCGGCCAAACCGACGGCCGCAGUUCGCUGGUGAGACCCCCGCCCGCGACCCCUACCUGCGCUGGGCCUCGCCGGCUCCGGGACCCCCAGCCUCACGCGCGCCUGGGGAUCCUGGGCGACGUUCCCGGCGUCCGCGAUCCCCGGUCCGUCCGCUUCGGCCCACGCAAAGGGUCCGUGAGGAGGGGCGGCGGCGGCAGCAUGGAGGCACGCUUCACGCGCGGGAAGUCGGCGCUGCUAGAGCGCGCCCUGGUGCGGCCCCGCACCGAGGUGAGCCUGAGCGCCUUCGCGCUGCUCUUCUCUGAGCUGGUGCAGCACUGCCAGAGCCGGGUCUUCUCCGUGGCCGAGCUGCAGGCGCGCCUGGCUGCCCUGGGCCGCCAGGUGGGCGCCCGCGUUCUGGAUGCGCUUGUGGCUCGCGAGAAGGGUGCCCGGCGCGAGACCAAGGUGCUGGGCGCUCUGCUGUUCGUCAAGGGUGCGGUGUGGAAGGCGCUGUUCGGCAAGGAGGCCGACAAGCUGGAGCAGGCCAAUGACGACGCCCGCACCUUCUACAUCAUCGAGCGGGAGCCGCUCGUCAACACCUACAUCUCAGUGCCCAAGGAGAACAGCACGCUCAACUGUGCCAGCUUCACGGCGGGCAUCGUGGAGGCGGUGCUCACGCACAGUGGCUUUCCCGCCAAGGUCACGGCACACUGGCACAAGGGCACCACGCUCAUGAUCAAGUUUGAGGAGGCGGUCAUAGCCCGAGACCGGGCCCUGGAGGGCCGCUGACCCCACGGGAGAUAAAGAAUGCAGAGCCUCCUUCC